AUGGCUCAGCGUAGAACACACAGGAAGUCGAAACUCGGCUGCCAAGACUGUAAACGGCGGCACAUUAAGUGCGAUGAAGGACGACCUAGUUGUGUCAAUUGUACAACUACCGAACGUCAAUGCGUGUACGCACCUCCGUGCCCUCGCAGGGUUCGAUCAACAUUGCCUCACACUUCAACCACGGAUGUCGGAUAUACGUCCGCAACGACGUCACCUUCCUCAACACUGUUACUUCCUGCACCUGAACUGGCUCAUUCGAUGUCUACCCCACCUUCAUUGGCAGCAUCGCCCCUCUUGACACCGGCUUCAUCACUUCAGUACAGCGCCCCUUGUUCAAACCUCAACAUACGCCAUAUGGAGCUAUUGAGCAACUUCAUGCUCGAGACUGCUCCAAGUCUGAACAUCGUGGGGAUGAUGGACUUGGGCUUGAUGCGCACUAUAAUGCCAGUCGUACUGUCGGCGCCGUAUCUUCUGCUCCAGGUUCUUGCUCUCUCUGCUCUGCAUCUUAGCCGAACGAGACCUGGGCAGGCCGGCAUGUACCACGCGGAAGCAACCUCGCUACAGAUUGAAGCUUUAACGUCGUUCGACAACCACCUUGAAAACAUUAACGGCGAAAACUGCGAGGCCAUGCUAAUAUUUGCAAGCUUUCUCGGCAUACAUUCACUUGGGGAGGCAGUGAUAACUUCGAAGAGCGACGCGGAUGGCUUCCUAGACAGGUUUGUCACGUACCUGAACCUUCAUCGUGGAGUACAGACUGUCACUGCUGAAGCCUGGGCGCUGUUGCUUCGCUCGAACAUUUCUCCUAUGUUGCAUCAAGCUAGCAACCAGUUGAAUGCUGCAGCGUCACAUGCUCCAGAACGAGCGACUUCUGUGACUGAUAAACUGAACCGCUUACUGGACGAUGGCGACAUGAGUGCGGAGAACAAAAUGGCAUGUCGCAAUGCAGUAUCCAGACUGAAGAUGAUGUACCAGGUCGAGUACUUGGAAGACCAAUCUGUGAAGACACAGCAACACUCCUCAGAGCUGAUCUGGGCUUGGCCUAUCCUUCUAUCAGGGAUAUACACAGAUCAGUUGCAGAGGCGUCAGCCCGAAGCACUGAUCAUCCUUUGCCACUAUGCUGUACUCCUGCACGAGCGCCGUAGCAUGUGGUGCGUGGAUAAUGCGGGUCGUAUGCUGAUCGAGUCAGUCACAAAGUCAUUAGGGUCAUACUGGAGACAAUGGCUGGAUUUGCCUAACGAAGUCAUCAUGAACACUUUCAUGUCAUGA
Molecule: messenger RNA, 1266 nt
Organism: Macroventuria anomochaeta
Lineage: Eukaryota; Fungi; Ascomycota; Dothideomycetes; Pleosporales; Didymellaceae
Exons: 2
Coding region: 1-1266 (421 amino acids)
Biological process (GO): regulation of transcription by RNA polymerase II
Molecular function (GO): DNA-binding transcription activator activity, RNA polymerase II-specific; zinc ion binding
Source: RefSeq, a predicted model, not a curated record